Messenger RNA from Pantherophis guttatus, 4756 nucleotides. RefSeq names its product pyridoxal dependent decarboxylase domain containing 1 (gene PDXDC1). NCBI's taxonomy places the organism in Eukaryota, Metazoa, Chordata, Lepidosauria, Squamata, Colubridae. Gene Ontology annotation, molecular function: carbon-carbon lyase activity; pyridoxal phosphate binding. Gene Ontology annotation, biological process: carboxylic acid metabolic process. The record is from RefSeq and is a predicted model, not a curated record. Gene Ontology annotation, cellular component: intracellular membrane-bounded organelle.
CUGGCUGCCGACGUGGAGCCGGCCGAGGCCGCGGCCAAGGCGGAAGUAGCCCGGGCGGAGGAGCCGGAGACCUUCGCCGCCGCCGCCGCUCUAGCACCCGCGGCCAUGGAGAGCUCCUUGGAGAAGAUGGUUGACCCUACCUUAGCAGAAAUGGGAAAGAAUCUCAACGAGGCCAUGAAGCUGCUUGAAGACAAUCAAAGGAAAGUUGAAGAAGAAAAUGAAAAGAACUACACAAGAAAGGAUAUUCCUGGGCCGCUUCAAGGCAGCGGACAGGACAUGGUGAGCAUUCUCCAGCUGGUUCAAACUCUAAUGCACGGCGAUGAAGAAGAAGAAUCACUACAGUCUUAUCGGCUACAGAAUGUGGGGGAACAGGGACACAUGGCUCUCUUAGGACACAGCUUGGCAGCUUAUAUUUCCAUCCUGGACAGAGACAGACUGAGAAAACUUACCACCAAAAUCCUUUCUGACACAACUCUGUGGCUCUGCAGGCUCUUCAGGUUUGAAAAUGGGUCAGCCUAUUACCAUGAAGAUGAUCGCGACGGGCUUUUGAAAGUCUGCAAGCUGGUGAUUCACUCCCGCUAUGAAGAUUAUGCCACCGAAGGCUUUAAUGCCUUAUAUAACAAGCAGCCGAUGGUGUACAUCAGUGCUGCAGCACGAACCGGCUUGAGCCAAUUCCUCUGUAGUCACCUUGGCUUACCUCUUUCCUCCAUGUGCCGAGUGCCGUGUAACACGAUGUUUGGCUCCCAGCAUCAAAUGGAUGUCGCUUUGUUGGACAGACUGAUCAAGGAGGACCUGGAAUCUGGAAAGCUGCCUAUAUUACUGGUGGCCAAUGCUGGCACCCCGGGGGCAGGGCACACAGACAAACUCAGUCGACUGAGGGAACUCUGCGAGGAACACGGCAUGUGGCUCCACGUCGAAGGGGUGAAUCUGGCGACUCUGGCUUUGGGUUACGUCUCUUCUUCCAUAAUGGCCGCAACCAAAUGUGACAGCAUGACACUGACGCUCGGACCCUGGUUGGGUCUUCCAGCGGUGCCUGCAGUGACUCUCUAUAGACAGGAGGAUCCUUCAUUGUCAUUAGCAGCAGGCCUGACCUCCAGCCAGGUGGUAGAGAAACUGCGUGCUUUGUCCCUCUGGCUCUCCUUGCAGUAUCUUGGCCAUGAUGGAAUCGUGCAAAGAAUUAAACAUGCCUCCCAGCUGAGUCAACGGCUACUGGAGAACCUGAAGAACCAAGAUUUUAUUCGAACCUCAGUUGAAGAUGAAUUUAGCUCUCCUGUGGUGGUAUUCAAGUUUUCUCCAGAGAAGUCGCAUAUAGAUCAGAUGCUAUACGCGGCACAACCGUCUGCGGUCACCGGGAAUGAGAGGGACGUUUGCGAUACCUUUAACCAGUGGCUUGGAGAACAGUUGGCGCAGUUGGUCCCUGCCAGCGGGGUGGAUCUGGUGGAUCUGGAGGACGAAGGCACCUGCGUGCGUUUCAGCCCUUUAAUGACUUCUGCAGUUUUAGGAACCGAAGUGCAAGAUGUGGAUCAGUUGAUGGACUGCUUAAAAAUGAAGGUCCCAGUUCUGAACUGCACUUUACAGCUGAGAGAGGAAUUCGAACAGGAAGUGAAAAGAACCGUCGGCUUGUCCUACGUGGAAGAUUUUACCUGGCCUGGCCUCGGGGUGGUCAGGUACAAGGGCCAAAACGAAGAGACACCGGAGAAAGACAUGGAGAAGAUAAACAGUGGCCUUCUGAAGAAGCUCAACGAACUGGAAUCAGACCUGUUAUUUUCUUUAGGGCCGGAAUUUGGAGCAGAGAAGAACUGCAUUUACAUCGGAAUGGUCACCGAGGAUCUCGACGUCUCUGAACUGGUGGAAACGAUUGCAGCAUCCGGUCGCGAAAUUGAAGAAAAUUCAAGGCUUUUGGAAAACAUGACCGAGGUUGUUCGAAAAGGCAUCCAAGACGCACAGGUUCAGUUGCAAAAAGCCAACGAGGAACGCCUCCUGGAAGAGGGUUUGCUUCGACAGAUUCCCGUGGUGGGCUCGGUCGUCAACUGGUUCUCUCCAUUCCAUGCCUCACCAAAGGGACAAACCUUUAACCUAACGGCAGGUUCUUUGGAAUCCACAGAGACAACAUACAUAUCUAAAGCCCAGGGCACGGGGAUCACCCCACCUCCCACUCCCACAUCAAGCCGUGCUAAACAGAAGUUCCCUGGUCAAAAACUGUUUAAACGGGCCGGGAGGAACUCGGAUGGGGUCAGCGAAACCAGCUCGGUGAGCCUAGCUACCGACUUGGACAGAGGAGAAUUCGCAGCUUCUCCCGUCAAGACGGAGAACGGCCAGCCGUCGAGCGAAAGCACGCCUCCUCUCCACCAGGAAGCCACGGGCGUUUCCCCAGGCGCCACGUCUCAAGCCCCGGGAAAUGGCCAUCCGCUAACCGAAGAGCAAGAGAACCUUAGAUAAAACCAAAGCUCUGUGCAAAUCAGACUUUGUACAGGGGUUAAAAGAAAAGCGCACUUCGCUCCAGAAGGGAAACCGAACGACGCAUUUAAAAAUGUGAAAACCGUUGCCGGAGGAAGUCAGUUACGAAUCGCUAUUCGUGUGUGAUUGGCGGGAGGUUUUGCACAAAAAUUAGUGGAAAGGCUGCUCUGUCUCUCUCGCUCUCUCAGUUCCUUUUUUACUUGUCUCGCUUGGUUUCCUCUCGUUUAUCCUGCACGCCCGUUUAGUGCCAAGGUUGGAUCUGGGGUGGCUUAGGAACGUUUUUUUUCCCUUCUUAGCGGGGAACGUGCAAGAAUUAGGAGCCGAACAGAGUGUCCCCCCCCCAAAAAAAAUGCCUGAUUUUAUUUUAUUUUUUUAAAAUUAAAUUAAAAGUUGCUUUGCACAGUCUUUCCUUGGUUUUUCUAAAUUAGAUUGUACGCUGUGCUGGGAUUAAAUUAAUCUAGUUCCUGUUUGCUGAGCCCACCAGCUGCUGGCUAUUUUUAAUUUAACAAGUGUUUAAAAUAUUUUUCAAAGUCCAGCUGCCUUUACUGUUUAACAUGGCGCUAUUUGGGGAGUGGGGGCGGGGGGGGUUAAGUUGCUUUCAGGUUCCCCAAAUUUUUGCCUCGACAGACUUAACUGCCUUUUUCAGCGCCGGUCGGUGGACGAAAAAGGGAGAACAAGAUGCAUUUCCCAGGGUCCUAAGAGUUAAACUCUAAAGAGGUAGCUUUAGACGUUUCCUUGCCAGAGCCAAAUUAAAAAGUAGGGGUGGCGGGGGAGAAAUAUCCCACAGAACAAAAACCCAGUUUGAAAAGUUUGCGUUGAAGGGACAUCCGUCCUUAAUUGCUCAAUGCUGCUUUUGGGCAGAUCGCAAGACGCCGAAAAAGGUGGCCUAUUGGUCCAUUCCCUCUCCCUUUACCGUUCUUAGCUUUUCUCAUCAGUUGGUUGCAUUUGUUAAAUAUUGUAAAUAUUCAGAGAAAUUAGCUUAUUAUACAGUACCGCACUAAGGGAAAGAAAUAAACACACAGAGUUGAUUUGAUUUUUAAAGUCGAGAGUAGAUAUUCGAGCGUGGAUUCCUCACCUUGGUGAUUAAUUAUGCCUCCCCCCCUGAGACAUUUAGCUCUCUGUUAAACAGACCAACUUGGUUCCCCUAAGAGACUUGGCUGCACUUGAUCUCUCUUCCCCUAUUCACCCCGUGUUCUGAUUUUGUUUCACACACACAAUUCUUUUUUAAGCAAUAUUUCUCUGUAGCAGAGUUUUCCUCAAUCUGCUGCUAUCUGGGCACAUCGGACCGGUUUCCACCCAGAAACCCACGAAUUUGGGGAAAUGAAAUUCAACAUCCCGAGAAUGGCAACAGUUGGGGAAACGCGGUGGCAUUUAAUAAGAGUUCCGUUUAGAUUUAAUCGAUCAAUAAAACCAGUGUAAGCGAAGGGACUUUUAUUGUCAGCCGUUGAAGGCGUCGAUUCUAUUCUAACACAGAUAAUAAAAAUUAAGGAAUGGUAUUUUCAAAAUCAUUUUUUUUUUGGUGAUGGUGGUAGUUAUAUAAUCCAGUGUUGAGACUGCAAGGCAUCCUAAGCAGAAAAAAAUUGCCAUUCCCUUGACAAAAAGAAAGAAAGUCUAAAACAGUCCCGUGUGGUCGUAAUUGUAGAAAUUACAAAUUUGGAAAUGGGAGGGUUUUUUUUUCUGCUUUAAAAUCCCCAAGGAUCCAGACACGAUUCACAUCAGUUAUGGAAGUCCUCACCAAACUAGAUCUUACAGUGAAUGCUAGCAUUUUCUCCUCUCUUCUAAUAAUUUACUUGAGGAUCUGUUAUCCUUUGCACUCAAGUGGGCAUUAAGAGUUCCAAGUUUUGCUUAAUAUUAUUUAUGGAGGUUUGAGAGGUAAUGGUCAGCAGAUCUAGUUUACUCUAGAGUAACCAGUUUCUUGAAGCUCAGCUAGAACCAGUUGGAGCUCUUCCAUGGGUACUGGAGCAACUGUCUUUAAUGACCAAAACGUUUGUUAAAGGUUAACAAAAGCUCGUUCUUUCUUGAUUUGAGGAUUAUCACUGGUUAAAUGUAGAGUUAACUCCCAACUAUUAAGGGUUGAUUUUUUUUCUAAAGUGCAAAUUUAAUUCCUGUCUUCCUUUUGACUGUUUAUUUAGUGCAAUGAUUUAUAUUAACUUGGGUUCAUGAAGGGGAGGGGGGGGAAGGUUAAAGUUAUAAUUGUUAAUAUAAAUUUUAAUGUUUUAUAUCAAGCUGGCAGUUUUGCUGGAAUACAGUCCUAAUUUAGAUACUUCCUAAAUGCUUCAAUAAAGGUUCUUCAACUUGU